AUGACUGUGGUCUGGCAGCUCAAGAGAGCCAAGGGAGAGAAGGUCAAAUACGAGGUGGCGGAUUUGACCAGUGUGUAUGACGAGGCGGACGAGGAACUCUCGGAUGCACCCGGCAAGCUGUGCUGCAGUAUGAUGCAACUUUUAGAGGAAGAACCACUACAUGCCUUUGAGAUCGCUGACGUCCCUACAGAGUCAGAAUACAUGGAAGUCAGAUACUCUGUGUUUGGAACCAACACCUCUAGCCUGCAAAGGACCCUGCUAGCUGGACAUCAAGAGCUCAUAGCUGAGCAGCCAGCCAGUGAGUUGGUGGAAGCGAUGGCGUUGCAUAGCGACCUUGUCACCGAGGUCAAAGACCCGCCUCCUCCACCUCUCACUGUCAUGUCCUUCAGCCUGAAGACUUCUAGUCUGACUGGGGCUCUGACUGGGGCUCUGACUGGAGCCCUGACUGGAGGCCUGACUGGAGGCCUGACUGGAGGCCUGACUGGAGGCCUGACUGGAGGCCUGACUGGAGCCCUGACUGGAGGCCUGACUGGAGGCCUGACUGGAGGCCUGACUGGAGGCCUGACUGGAGCUCUGACUGGGGCUCUGACUGGGGCUCUGAUUGGAGCCCUGAAUGGAGGCCUGACUGGAGCCCUGACUGGAGACCUGACUGGAGCCCUGACUGGAGCCCUGACUGGAGGCCUGACUGGAGGCCUGACUGGAGGCCUGACUGGAGCCCUGACUGGAGCCCUGACUGGAGCCCUGACUGGAGCCCUGACUGGAGGCCUGACUGGAGGCCUGACUGGAGGCCUGACUGGAGGCCUGACUGGGGCUCUGACUGGGGCUCUGACUGGGGCUCUGAUUGGAGCCCUGAAUGGGGCUCUGAUUGGAGCCCUGAAUGGGGCUCUGACUGGGGUGUGCGUCUGUCACUACUACCCGUGUUCCACCCUGCCCACCCAGCGUGUGAGUUCCCCUCUAACCGGAGGAGGAGGUGGAGGGUCUGGUUCUCCCAGCAAGCUCCAGCGCCUGGGUCCAGCCUCAGACAAACCAGGCUACGCUACCACACAGCGCCUACCUUCUUCCUCCUCAUCAUCCUCACCCAACAAACAGUCCCCCGCCAACCGACUCGCCAAGUCUUACAGCACCUCUGUUUCCGUGACGACGACAGGAGGCACCGUGUCUCCUCCGAACGCCAUAGCAUCAGUUGCCGGAGGAGGGGCUACCGCGUCAUCAUCCCCCCUGCACCAGAUGAGUUCGGGCAUAGGGAGCUACGCUACUCUGUCUCCUAAAAGACUGGCUGCUCACCACGCCUCCGACCAGUACAAGAUAUCACACGAGCUCUAUGCUACUGCUACGCUCCAGAGGCCCGGUUGCAGGGGUUCAUACAGUAGUCAGCAUAGCCACUGUGGUCCAGACCUGCGUCCCCUAGGAUCCUCUGACCACCAAAUAGAGCCACCCUACGAGGACAGAGUCAACCUCUAUCACAAAGGACCUAUGAGGGGACUGGGUAACAAUACUGGUAAGACUACCUCUCCUCUCCUCUCCCCCACCAUAAACCUGAUUCAACAGGUCAGUGAUCAGGGGAUGAACUAUGUCUUGUAUCCCUAUUUCCCCCUUGCAGCCCCAUCGUCCCCCGGUGUCGACUCCGCCUCUUUGCAGCGAGCAGGCAGCCACAGCGCCGGAGGAAGCAGCCACAGCGCCGGGGGAAGCUACGGUCGUGGGGGUGCCAAUAACUAUGCUACAGUGGGCCCAGGAUAUACAGCAGAGGCCUAUGCUACAGACCCCUACACUGCAGACCCCUACCGUACACUGCAGUACUGCCCAUCUGUAGAGUCUCCAUACAGCAAGUCUGGACCAGCCCUGCCACCUGAGGGCACGCUUGCACGAUCACCAUCUAUAGACUCCAUACAGAAAGACCCAAGGGAGUUUGGAUGGAGGGAUCCAGAGUUACCUGAGGUGAUUCAGAUGCUACAGCACCAGUUCCCUUCAGUGCAGUCCAAUGCUGCAGCCUACCUCCAACACCUCUGCUUCGGAGACAACAAGAUCAAAUCAGAGAUUCGUCGUCAAGGUGGGAUCCAGCUGCUGGUAGACUUGUUGGACCACCGUAUGAGUGAGGUCCACCGCAGUGCCUGUGGAGCCCUGAGGAACCUGGUCUACGGCAAGGCCAACGACGACAACAAGAUCACCCUGAAGAACUGUGGGGGCAUACCUGCCCUGGUCCGCCUGCUACGCAAGACUGGAGACGUGGAGAUAAGAGAACUGGUCACAGGUGUGUUGUGGAACCUGUCGUCAUGUGAUGCCCUGAAGAUGCCAAUCAUCCAGGAUGCCUUGGCCGUUCUGACCAAUAGUGUUAUCAUCCCUAACUCCUCCUCCUGGGACUCCUCCCACAAUCUCCAUGAUGACCGCAAGCAACACACACACAGUUCCCAGGUGCUUCGCAACGCCACCGGCUGUCUCAGGAACGUGAGUUCUGCAGGAGAGGAGGCCAGGAGGAGGAUGAGAGAGUGUGACGGACUGACAGACGCUCUCCUCUACGUCAUACAGACCGCUUUGGGCAGCAACGACAUUGACAGCAAGACCAUAGAGAACUGUGUGUGUAUCCUGCGUAACCUGUCCUACCGACUGGCAGCGGAGACGUCCCAGGGCCAACAGCUGGGUUCAGAGGAGCUAGACGGUCUCCUGUGUGAUGCCAACGGACGUGACGGAGAGACCUCAGGCUGCUGGGGCAAGAAGAAGAAGAAGAAGAAGGGACAGGACCAGUGGGACGGUGUAGGUCCUCUCCCAGACUCAGCUGACCCUCCUAAAGGAGUCCAGAUGUUAUGGCACCCGUCCAUAGUGAAGCCCUACCUCACCCUGCUGUCAGAGUGCUCCAACUCUGAUACACUGGAGGGGGCGGCUGGAGCGCUGCAGAACCUGGCUGCAGGCACCUGGAAGUGGUCAGUGUAUAUCCGGGCAGCGGUGCGUAAGGAGAAGGGUCUUCCUAUCCUGGUGGAGUUGUUGAGGAUAGACAAUGACCGUGUGGUGUGUGCCGUGGCCACCGCGCUCAGGAAUAUGGCCCUGGACGUCAGAAACAAAGAACUGAUAGGUAAAUAUGCCAUGCGUGACCUUGUCCACCGGUUACCGGGAAGCAGCAAUAGCAGUACUGGGGGCAGCGGUGGGACUAGCUGCGGUUCCGGGGGUCCACUAGCGCCCAUUAAGACCAUGUCAGACGAUACGGUAACGGCUAUUUGCUGCGCUCUGCAUGAGGUCAUCACUAAGAACAUGGAGAAUGCCAAAGCACUGAGAGACGCCGGCGGGAUAGAGAAACUCAUCGGCAUCGCUCGCAGCAAAGGAGACAAACACUCAGCCAAGGUGGUGAAGGCAGCCUCUCAGGUGCUCAGCAGUAUGUGGCAGUACAGAGACCUACGCAGCCUCUACAAGAAGGAUGGAUACUCUCAGUAUCACUUUGUUGGUUCUGCCUCUACGAUAGAGAGAGACAGACAGAGACCCUACUCCUCCUCUCGCACCCCUUCUGUGUCCCCCGUACGAACCUCACCCAACAACCGCUCAGUUAGCGCACCGGCCUCUCCCAGAGAGAUGAUGAGUAUGAAGGAACGCAAGACCGAAUACGACUCCACAGCAACCAACGCAGGUUUCCACGACAACAAAGGAGAACAUACCUCCCGAAAAGACACCAUGGCAGUCAGAAUCUCCUGUGGAACAUCCACGUUGUUCCGGAACUCUUAUGUUACUACUAAUGACGAGAUCGAACACAACCAGAUCCCUCCCCAGCCCAUGGCCCCUCAGGCAGACUGCUCCUCUACACCUCUAAAAGACUACGACACGUUCCCUCCAUCCCUCCCUCCCUCCUUCCCCCCUCCGCAGAACCCUGGCCGCAUGCUGGAUGACUCGUUCUUCGAGCCUCCAGAUCAGCCACUCCCCCAGCCCCCGUCUCAGGCCGCCACAGACCUCCGGAUGCACCUUGGCCUUAAGUCCACUGGCAACUAUGUGGACUUCUACUCUGCAUCCCGGCCCUACUCCGAACUCAACUACGAGACCAGCCACUACCCGGCUUCACCUGACUCCUGGGUCUAA
This is a messenger RNA of Salvelinus namaycush (lake trout), 4053 nucleotides long. Its product is annotated as catenin delta-2-like. Gene Ontology annotation, molecular function: cadherin binding. The transcript has 24 exons. The record is from RefSeq and is a predicted model, not a curated record. Gene Ontology annotation, biological process: cell-cell junction assembly; cell-cell adhesion; dendritic spine morphogenesis. Lineage: Eukaryota; Metazoa; Chordata; Actinopteri; Salmoniformes; Salmonidae. The coding region runs from base 1 to 4053 and encodes 1350 amino acids. Gene Ontology annotation, cellular component: plasma membrane; cytoplasm; nucleus.